This is a messenger RNA of Diceros bicornis minor, 1326 nucleotides long. It is a transcript of the gene NHLRC1, whose product is annotated as NHL repeat containing E3 ubiquitin protein ligase 1. The transcript has a single exon. Gene Ontology annotation, biological process: protein polyubiquitination; proteasome-mediated ubiquitin-dependent protein catabolic process; negative regulation of translation. Gene Ontology annotation, molecular function: translation repressor activity; ubiquitin protein ligase activity; protein binding. NCBI's taxonomy places the organism in Eukaryota, Metazoa, Chordata, Mammalia, Perissodactyla, Rhinocerotidae. The record is from RefSeq and is a predicted model, not a curated record. Bases 1 to 1188 code for a protein of 395 amino acids.
AUGGGUGCCGAGGCCGCGGGGAGCGGGCCGGCGCUGCGGGAACUCGUGCGCGAGGCUGAGAUCAGCCUGCUCGAGUGCAAGGUGUGCUUUGAGAGGUUCGGCCACCGCCAGCAGCGGCGCCCGCGCAACCUGGCCUGCGGCCACGUGGUCUGCCUGGCCUGCGUGGCCGCCUUGGCGCACCCGCGGACACUGGCCUUGGAGUGCCCCUUCUGCCGGCGAGCCUGCCGGGGCUGCGACACCAGCGACUGCCUGCCGGUGCUGCACCUCCUGGAGCUCCUGGGCUCCGCGCUUCGCACGGCCCCGGCCGCGCACUGCGCCGCCCCCUGCGGCCCCGGGACCCUCACCUGCCACCACGCCUUCGGCGGCUGGGGGACCCUAGUCAACCCCACCGGGCUGGCGCUGUGUCCCAAGACGGGGCGAGUCGUGGUGGUGCACGACGGCAGGAGGCGGGUCAAGAUCUUUGACUCCGGGGGAGGAUGUGCUCAUCAGUUUGGAGAGAAGGGAGACGCUGCUCAGGACAUUAGGUACCCACUUGAUGUCACCGUCACCAACGACUGCCACGUGGUUGUCACCGAUGCCGGCGACCGCUCCAUCAAAGUGUUUGAUUUUUUUGGCCAGAUCAAGCUUGUCAUUGGAGGCCAGUUCUCCUUACCUUGGGGUGUGGAGACCACCCCUCAGAAUGGGAUCUUGGUAACUGAUGCGGAGGCAGGGUCCCUGCACCUCCUGGAAGUCGACUUUCCUGAAGGGGUCCUUCGGGGAACUGAAAGGUUGCAAGCUGAUCUGUGCAGUCCCCGAGGGGUGGCUGUGUCUUGGCUCACCGGGGCCAUUGCGGUCCUCGAGCGCCCCCUGGCUGUGGGGCCCGGCGCCUGCAGCACGACGGUGAAGGUGUUCAACGCGAGUGUGCAGCUCAUCGGCCAGGUGGAUACGUUUGGACUGAGCCUUUUUUUCCCCUCUGAAAUAACUGCCUCCGCUGUGACCUUUGACCACCAGGGGAAUGUGAUUGUUGCGGAUACUUCUAGUCAGGCUGUCCUAUGCUUAGGAAAACCGGAAGAGUUUCCCAUACUGAAGCCCAUCAUCACCCAUGGUCUUUCCCAUCCUGUAGCACUGACCUUCACCAAGGAGAAUUCCCUUCUUGUGCUGGACAGUGCAGCCCAUUCUAUAAAAGUCUAUAAGGUGGACUGGGGGUGACCGGGUGUGGUGGGGGUCCUGGGGCCUGCAAUCAGGAUCCCUGGAGCUACCACUAAUGAAUUGUUUAACCCCGGAUAAAUUACUUAAUCUCAUCUGUCCAGCAGGGAUAAUUAUAACUGCCUGGCAAACUUACAAAGG